This is a messenger RNA of Paraglomus occultum, 180 nucleotides long. The record is from the annotation of a GenBank genome assembly. Lineage: Eukaryota; Fungi; Glomeromycota; Glomeromycetes; Paraglomerales; Paraglomeraceae.
GCACGACCAGCGUUCUACAGUUCUAUGCCGCCUCCAUUUCCAUCAGAUAAUGCUAUGGUGGAUGGUGGUUUAUUAUUGAUAGCUCGUCUUCAUCAAUUGACGCGGAAAGCAGCACAGGAAGCAGAUGAUAGUGGGUUUCGCAUUGGUGUGAAGAAGGGCGCGGAAUGUAAUCAAAAUUGG